Molecule: messenger RNA, 922 nt
Organism: Homalodisca vitripennis (glassy-winged sharpshooter)
Lineage: Eukaryota; Metazoa; Arthropoda; Insecta; Hemiptera; Cicadellidae
Exons: 5
Coding region: 48-860 (270 amino acids)
Source: RefSeq, a predicted model, not a curated record
CUGACAUUUCUCGAGAAACAAAGAUUGGAAAGAACAAUAUUAUCAAGAUGCCUUACUAUUACGUUCUUCCUAUAGUUGAAGAUGAGCCAAAAGAAGUGGUCUACUCCGACUUCCGAUAUGAAAAGCCGGUAGCCUACAACUUGUUGUUGCCCUCCAUUCAUAGUAGUCGGGACGACAACGUGUUGCUGACAGAGGGCGACACGCAGGAAGCCGUGACAGCCCUCCUGAACUCCUGCAGGGACUCCGCAUCUUGGCCGUCCUCUACAUUCCUCCAUGGGAAUGAAGGUCAAGAAGAUCUUGCUGUUAAGUCAGAAAUUAAUAACCAAAGUUACCAAUGUAAGAAGAGUGAGACAUGUGACGUGAGACAAAGCAAUGUUGGAGAUGCUGCAAAGUCCGUCAAGUUGCCAGCGUACACCAAGGACAGAUCUCCUUUCUGGUCAUAUGAUGCUUCGGACCCCCAUAUAUUAGACGCAGCCAGGUCUCUGUUCUUCGAACGGAAGAGACAACAAGCCGUGUACGAGGCGUUCCCUUCCUGGUACAACCCCACGGGAGCUCCGAGGGUCCCUACUGACUACGAGCUCUUCGUCGCUUGGGCAAGCCUCUCCAGAUCGGACAAAAUGUCUUACAUAUCUGAGGUAAGCGGUAGCCAUGGAGUGAACCAGCUGCCUCACAACUCUCUGGAGAGUCAGAGAGCAGUCAGCGCCCUCUACACCUCCAGUUCUGACGCUUCCUCUUGGCCCUCCUUGCAGUACUCUCGUAGUAUGGCCCAACCUCCUCCUCCUCCUCUUCCUCCUCAGACUCAUCAUCUUCCUCCUCGCAUCAAUCCGCAGCUCCUCAAUCCUUAUAUUCAUCCAAUUUGAAAUGUAGCGUUUACUAUAGGAUAGACAAAUACUACACGAAAUAUAAUGUGUUAAAAUCAAAA